GGAUGCCGGAGGUGACUUUUGACUCUUAAUGUUUUUUGUGGGAGGAAGAUGUUUUAAUGUUGGAGUGAAAAACUAAAUAAAACCGGAAUAACCGAUUUAUUCGGUAGGUAAUGAGAAUUAAAUUGAUGCCAUAGUGGAACUCUGCCAGGAAAGAAGUGGAAAUGGCAACUGAAAUCCAGGAGACGAUAUUUAUGGCCAAAAAGGAGCGCCACAAGAACCUCUUUCUGAACUACAGGAACCUGAAUAAGUUCCCAGUGGAACUGCUGAAGGAUGAAGGCCUGCAGUUCCUGGAGAGACUGUACAUGAAGAGGAACUCACUCACUACGCUGCCUGACAAUCUCGCUCAGAAGCUCCCGAAUCUGAUAGAGCUGUAUUUGCACUCAAACAACAUCGUCAUUAUUCCUGAAGCUAUCGGAAACCUGACCAGGCUGCAGUCUUUGGACCUGAGUAACAACGCCCUUCAGCUCCUGUGCCCAGAGGUGGGCCGGCUCCGAUCUCUGCGCCACUUCCGGUUGUCCAAUAACAAGCUGAAAUGUCUCCCUCCAGAGGUCGGCAACCUGCACGAAUUGGAGAGUCUGGAUGUGUCGAUGAAUCAUCUGAUGUCUCUGCCCGAUCGCCUGCACCGCUGCGCUUCUCUGCAGAAUCUGACUGUGGACCACAACCUGCUGAGCCACAUCCCCCGGCAGAUCUGCUGUCUGCACCGCCUGAACCAGCUCUCCAUCGCCGCCAACCGCCUGACGUUCUUACCGCUUGAUCUGGGUAGAUCACGAGAGCUGCAGUUUGUGUUUGUGGACAACAACGCAGACCUUAAAGGACUCCCGUCCUAUUUGUACAACAAGGUCAUCGGCUGCAGCGGGUGCGGGGUGACAUCCCGGGUGCUGGACGGCGAGCUGGGUGUGGCGCUGGGUGAGGUGCUAGUCAGCCUGCCAGCCGAAGUGAAGGUCGUCGGCCUUGAGACGGAUGGUGUGGUUCCUCUGGAGGAGCUCGCAAUGAGGACGCUGCACCACAUGUUCCACCAUAACCCAGCAGCAGACCUUGGCCUCCCAAAGAGCCUCUUGGAUCUGCUUCAUUUUCCGAUGGGUCACUGUCACCGCUGCAGCCAGGCCAUGUUCACCGUCAUCUACCCCAAACUCUUCCCUCUGCGGGACACUGCUCUGGCUGGCGUGCACCGCAGCACCACCGUGAGCUUUGUGGCUUAUUGCUGCUCCAGUCACUGCCUCCGGGCUUUUGACCUCCAGGGAUGACAUCACAUCCUUGGCCCAGCCUCUGUCCAUUCAGGAGCUGCUGAUUGGUUUGUAAAAUGUGAUGGCUGACUGUCAGGAAGAAGUAGCCAGUGUGGAUUCUGAGUGGGAACAGCUGAUGGAAACAGAAUCCAAGCGACCGGAUGUGACCGCGCAAACUUAACAGGGAAGUCAGCAACAGUUGACCUUGACCUCACGUAGAAGUGGCCAAAGAUGAUGAACCAGAGAAAAAUAUUUCACACCUUUGAGGGGAAAAAUUUAUUUUUCCACUGGAUGUUCACGAUUGCUGAAAGAGUGCGAACUGUAGAAGAAUGUGCCUUUAGUGGAAAAUACUGAACUCCAUGUUGGAUGUCAGAGUCACAUGAUUGAUUAAACAGAUGUUAUGUCGCGCAUGAACCCGAUUCGUUAAAUAAAUGUCAUGUUGCAGGCAAACAUGAUUCAUUAAACAGAAAUUAAUGUCAUGGACAGACCAGUUUCUUUAUCAAGAUGUUACGUUGUGGACUGACCUGAUUAGUUAAACAGAUGUUAUGCCGCGGUCUGACCGAAUUCAUGAAACAGACAUAUCGCGGAGCGGCCCGAUUUGUUAAACAGAUGUUAUGUCGUGGAGGACCCAAUUUGUUAAACAGACAUUAUGUUGUGUUCAGACCCCAUUUGUUAAACAGACGUUAUGUCGCACACUGACUGGAUUUGUUAAGCAAAAGUUAUGUCGCAGACGUGCCCGGUUUGUUAAUAAGACAUUAUGUCGGGAAUUGACUGAAUUCGUGAAACAGACAUGUCACGGAGGGGCGCGAUUUGUUAAACAGACAUGUUGCAGACGGACUUGAUUCGUGAAACAGACGUUACGUCGCGGACUGACCUGAUUUGUUAAACAAACGUUGUGUUGCGGACUGACCUGAUUUGCUAAACAGACGUUAAUGUCGCAGACUGACCUGAUUUUUUUAAACAGACAUUAUGUCGCGGACAACCUAAGCAUCUUGUUCAGCGGAAUGUUUUUAAUUAUUGUCGCUGCACUUGUGAUGAACUUUUUGUGUGUUGUGGAAAACCUGCAGAAACAUUUGACAUUUAUCUCACUCAGCUUGAAGAGAUUUUCUGUUUUGUGGUCCACCGAUAAUGAGGUUUGCACAUCACGUGACCUUUGUGAAUUGAUGUGGUAGAGUGUUAAUUUAUCGGUGGAUUUGUUUGUUAGUAAAUGAUGACUGAAGGUAA
This is a messenger RNA of Thalassophryne amazonica, 2447 nucleotides long. RefSeq names its product leucine rich repeat containing 28 (gene lrrc28). The record is from RefSeq and is a predicted model, not a curated record. Gene Ontology annotation, molecular function: protein binding. Lineage: Eukaryota; Metazoa; Chordata; Actinopteri; Batrachoidiformes; Batrachoididae. The coding region runs from base 162 to 1244 and encodes 360 amino acids. The transcript is spliced from 10 exons.